UGAAGGGGCUGCGGGCGCCCGCGCUGAGGAGGAGGCUGCAGUGCAGCUUGAAGGUUAACUUAUACUGCUCACCCGUAACUAAGGAAUUGCUGCUGACUAGCCCAAAGUACAAGUUUUGGGAGAAUCGCAUUAUUGCAUUGGAAAUUGAAACUCCUACUCAAAUUUCUUUAGUAGAUGAAACAUCUGGUGAGAAAGAAGAUAUAGAGGUGACGCUUCUACCAGCUGGGCACUGCCCAGGAUCAGUCAUGUUUUUGUUUCAAGGUGACAAUGGCACUGUGCUGUAUACAGGCGAYUUCAGGCUUGCAAAAGGAGAAGCAGCCAGAAUGGAGCUUCUGCAUUCAGGGACCAGUGUAAGAGACAUCCAGAGUGUGUAUUUGGACACCACUUUUUGUGAUCCCAAAUUUUAUCAUAUACCMAGCAGGGAGGAGUGUUUAAAUGGCAUCUUGGAGUUGGUUAGAAGCUGGACAGCACUGAGUCGCUAUCAUGUGGUGUGGCUGAACUGCAAAGCUGCCUAUGGAUAUGAAUAUUUAUUCACAAAUCUCAGUGAGGAACUUGGAAUCAGGGUGCAUGUGAACAAACUUGACAUGUUCAAAAAUAUGCCAGAAAUCCUCUAUCAUAUUACUACAGAUCGAAACACUCAAAUUCAUGCCUGUCGACACCCUCGGGAUGAUGACUAUUUUCGAGGGAACCGACUGCCGUGUGGAGUGACUUCCCAAAAUGGAACUCGCUUGCACAUAAUCAGCAUCAAACCAUCCACAAUGUGGUUUGGAGAAAGGAACAAAAAAUCCAAUGUAAUAGUAAGGACAGGGGAGAGUUCAUACAGAGCUUGUUUCUCUUUUCACUCUUCAUACAGUGAGAUUAAGGAUUUCUUGAGCUAUAUCUGUCCUGUGAAUGUGUAUCCCAAUGUUCUGCCAGUGGGUCUGACAGAAGACAAAGUUAUUGAAAUAUUAAAGCCGUUAUGCAGAUCAUACAGAAAAAAUGUGGAACCCAAAUACAAGCCCUUAGGAACACUGAAGAGAGUCCACAAACCCGACUUGCCUGACACAGAUGAAGAUGAUCUCUUUGAUACUGAACUAACUUCUGUAAGGCCUAAGAUUCCAAAACUGCAGGCAAAGAACAUGUCAUUYAAGACAACCCCAGGUGAAAACACAGAAGAAACCAAUGAGAACACACCAAGUUACAGAGCAACCRCUGCACAUACCUCUCACAAGGUGGACUUCAUGGACUGUGAGGAAUCCAAUGAUGAUGAUGAAGAUGAUGAUGAUGAUGAUGAAGAGUCUGAAAAAAAUGCAGUUGAAGUUCUUCUUUCCCCUGAUCCAGCUGCCACAUCUGCAUCAACUUCCAGUGGACAAAACCACUGUGAGUUGACCCCCGGAGUAACUGGUGACCAACAGGAGUGUCAUGCAAACUUGCCCCGCUGGGAUGCGUUUUUCAAGUGUAACAGAAUGGAUGAAAGCUCUGAAAAUGAGGACAACUUCCCAUCUUCAGCAGAAGCUGGUGGUGGGUCCCAGUCACUCUUCAGUGAUUCAGAUGGAGUCAGUGACUCAACACACAUCUCCUCCCAAAAUUCUUCUCAGUCAACGCAUAUAUCGGAGCAGGGGAGCCAGGGCUGGGAUAGCCAAAUGGACACAGUGCUCAUUACCUCCCAGGAGAGAAAUGCCGCUGAUUUCGGCUGCUUCAACAAAGGCGGGAGCAGAGCAGGGGUUUACACGUUGCAUGAAACCACCAAAGACGGUCAGGCUCAGAACAGCAGCUGGAGGCCAGCAGGGCAAAACAGAUCUUCUGCAUGUGAUGUUGCCCAUGAUUUGAAGAGCAAAGAUGCUGAGGAGGGUGCACAGUGUGGCAGUGCUCAGAGUCAAGAGGUGCUACUUGAAGGAAAUGACAGUUCCARGACUCCUGAUCUAGAGCUGAAGAAGGACUCUCAGAGCUCAUCUGAGUUUGAAAUUCCCCUCACUCCUGACGCUGAACUACCUCAGCCAGACACACUGCGCUGUUUAUAUAGGAAGUUGGCAGCAGGUGAAAACAUAGUGAACACCAAAAUCUCUUCUGGAAACAGUUUGAAGUGAUUACAUCAUGACUGCAAACACUGAAAUUUGCUCUUUGAACUCCUCAAAUUUUCUUAUCUUAGCAUAAAUAGUGUAAGUAUUUUCUUGUGCAUUGAUCUGUGCAGUUCUUCAGCCAUCAUAAAUGGUAUGCUGGGUUACAGCCUAAUGUUUUAUUCCUUCCAUGAAAUAUCAAAAAGAAAAUAUUGCUAAAGCAGAUUAUAAAAGCUUUCCUAMCUCAUGUAGUUUAGCUGCCUAAAAGCAUAAAUGGAUUAAAAAAUAGACCAGACAAAAUUAAGACUGGAACACUAAAUGGAAUUUAGUGUUUUUUUUUCUUUUUAAAUCAAACUCUAAGAGUUUACCUUUGAUACAGAUGCGUGUUUUACUUGCGACAGUUAAAAAUGAGAUGUUCUAAAUAAUGUGCCAUCUUUCAUGAAUGAUGAUGCAAACAUAGUGGUUACACUUAAGUUGUAUGAGUUUUUACUUUUUCAUAAACAAUUGUACAACACAGUAAGAAUUAGUGAGCAGAGUUGUUUUAAUUUUUUUUUGAGUAGCUGUCACUGAAU
Molecule: messenger RNA, 2608 nt
Organism: Nothoprocta perdicaria
Lineage: Eukaryota; Metazoa; Chordata; Aves; Tinamiformes; Tinamidae
Gene: DCLRE1C
Product: DNA cross-link repair 1C
Exons: 13
Coding region: 246-2066 (606 amino acids)
Biological process (GO): interstrand cross-link repair; double-strand break repair via nonhomologous end joining; protection from non-homologous end joining at telomere
Molecular function (GO): 5'-3' DNA exonuclease activity; damaged DNA binding
Source: RefSeq, a predicted model, not a curated record